AUGCAGAGCAUAUCAACCUGCAAGAGAGUGCCACGCCAUUCCUCCCGAACACGGGAUUGUAACAGUGUGCGUAUACGUCUUCUGCUGCGGCGGCUGCAUUUCAAUCAUCGAUACAAUCGUCACGAAAGAACGCCGGCUACAAUCCGGUGUCCGAGCAUCGAGCAAACAUGAGCAAUUGAUGGAUUUGGCGAGUGCAGAGGAACUACGAGCGAAGAAAUAAAUCUGCCUGUGUGGAAGCGACAUUUUUGUUUCCAUCACGCAUCACCACAACCACACCGCACACAGUCGUCCGUCAUCGUAGUAGGCGCAAGAAAGGCAUAGGAGGCGGUAUCGCGCUGUUGUGCUGAAGGCAUCUAGUCAACGUUGCGUUAUUGCCGGGGCUGAUCGAUCUGGUAUCUGAUUGGAUCCGCGGGAAUCUAGCGACGAUGGAGCACGUUUCCAAGCUCCGUAUGAAUCUCGAGAAGCAGGAGAGCCUGGUCAAGCUGGGUAUUCUCACGACGGCAGCGAUUCUAUCAUUCUCAACGCGUCUAUUCUCGGUGCUGCGAUUCGAGAGCGUUAUCCAUGAGUUCGAUCCGUAUUUCAACUAUCGAACCACAAAGUUCCUGGCCGAGCAGGGAUUCUACAACUUUCACAACUGGUUCGAUGACCGAGCGUGGUACCCGUUGGGCCGUAUCAUCGGCGGUACCAUCUACCCGGGACUGAUGGUGACCUCGGCCACCCUGUACCGAAUCAUGUGGUUGCUGAACAUCACCGUGGACAUCCGGAAUGUCUGCGUGUUCCUGGCGCCCUUCUUCUCGUCGCUGACUACGAUCGUGACGUAUCUGUUGACGAAGGAAAUCUACACCACCGGGGCCGGCCUGGUGGCAGCAGCAAUGAUCUCUAUCGUUCCGGGAUACAUCUCCCGUUCGGUGGCCGGUUCCUAUGACAACGAAGGUAUCGCCAUCUUCUGUAUGCUGUUGACCUACUACAUGUGGAUCAAGGCGGUGAAAACGGGAGCCAUUUUCUGGGCUACGAUGGCUGCGCUGGCCUACUUCUACAUGGUUUCCUCCUGGGGAGGCUACGUGUUCCUGAUCAACUUGAUUCCGCUGCACGUACUGGCUCUGAUGGCCACCGGCCGGUUCACGCACCGGGUGUACAUCGCCUACAGCACUUUGUACACCAUCGGAACGAUCCUGUCGAUGCAGAUCUCCUUCGUCGGAUUCCAACCCGUCCAAAGCUCGGAACAUAUGCUGGCCUUCGGCGUGUUCGGCCUGUGUCAGUUGCACGCCUUCGUCGAUUACGUACGCUCCCGGGUUUCCAAAGAGCACUUCGAAAUCCUGUUCAACGCACUGGUGGUGUCCAUUGCCACGAUCACCGUCCUGCUGAGUCUGAUUCUUACCCUGACCGGUAAGAUUUCCCCGUGGACCGGACGGUUCUACUCCCUUCUGGAUCCGUCCUACGCCAAGAAUCACAUUCCCAUCAUCGCUUCCGUCUCGGAACAUCAGCCGACCUCGUGGUCGUCGUUCUACUUCGACCUGCAGAUACUGGUGUUCCUGUUUCCGGCCGGUUUGUACUUCUGCUUUUCGAAGCUAUCCGACGCCAAUAUUUUCAUCAUCCUGUACGGAGUUACGUCCAUCUACUUUGCGGGUGUCAUGGUGCGUUUGAUGUUGGUCCUCGCGCCGGUGAUGUGCGUCCUUUCGGGUAUUGCUAUCUCGCACCUGUUGAGUAAGUACAUCCGCAACGUGGAUACCAGUGGAAGCAGUGCGGGUGGUUCCAAGCCACUCGAUGCCAAGAAGGCCAAAAAGUUCGAACAGCAGUCGCCGAUGAAGAGUGAAAUCGCCAACGCAUUCGUGGUGGUCAUUACGCUGCUGCUGAUUACGUAUACAUUCCACUGCACGUGGGUCACCUCGGAGGCGUACAGUUCUCCCAGUAUUGUGCUGAGCGCUCGGUCCCACGAUGGAGGACGGAUCAUCUUCGAUGACUUCCGCGAGGCUUACUACUGGCUCAAAAUGAACACACCGGAGGAUGCUCGCGUCAUGUCGUGGUGGGAUUACGGCUACCAGAUAACGGCCAUGGCAAACCGGACCAUUCUGGUGGACAACAACACGUGGAACAAUACGCACAUUUCACGGGUCGGCCAAGCGAUGGCCUCGACUGAAGACAAGGCUUAUGAGAUUAUGAAGGAACUGGACGUCGACUAUGUGCUGGUAAUCUUCGGCGGUCUGACGGGGUAUUCCUCCGAUGACAUCAACAAGUUCCUGUGGAUGGUGCGCAUCGGUGGUAGCACCGACCGCGGUGCCCACAUCAAGGAAACCGACUACUACGCCACGAGCGGUGAUUUCCGCAUCGACAAGGAAGGCUCGCCUACUUUGCUCAACUGUUUGAUGUACAAAAUGUGCUACUACCGGUUCGGUCAGGUGUAUACCGAAGGCGGUAAGGCACCCGGAUACGAUCGGGUCCGCGGAGCCGAAAUUGGCAACAAAGACUUCGAGCUGGACGUGCUGGAGGAAGCCUACACGACCGAACACUGGUUGGUACGAAUCUACAAGGUGAAAGACUUGAGCAAUAGGGGUGUUUAAGGAUGCUUCUUUUUCGUGGAUACACUAAUGAUGAUGGAGAAUAAUAUUUUCAAUCGACUUUCCUAUGACUUGAAAUUUAUCACUUAAAAUUGUGUACUCAAACUCAUUAUCUGUAGUUUUCGAAAUUAUUUCUACAAAAUUCUUUGAUAAACAGCAUUAACGCAUACAGUCGCACCCCGCAAAACACGAGUCCUAGUUAGAUAGUGUGUUAUUAGGUACUAGAAUAUGCAAUUGGAGCUCAAUUUUCAAGGCAAAAAUUGGGCGAAUAUGACAUCAUUGCAAACAAUGAAAACCACUACUAAAAGCGAAUAAAUUAGUCUGCCACUAAAAAAAGAGAACAAAAGAAUAAAACACUGGUAGUUUUAACGAAACAUUUUUUAACGUACGUAUGAUGGUAAUACAUUACGCGCAUUGUGCUGAGCAGAAUUCGUGCAUUUAUAAUUGCUACAAAUACGUUUUUUUUGUAUCAGUUCACCGGAACACACAGUCACAAAAGGAUACUGAGAAUAAAAAUAACACAACAAACCAAAAGAA
Molecule: messenger RNA, 3092 nt
Organism: Aedes albopictus (Asian tiger mosquito)
Lineage: Eukaryota; Metazoa; Arthropoda; Insecta; Diptera; Culicidae
Gene: Stt3A
Product: dolichyl-diphosphooligosaccharide--protein glycosyltransferase subunit STT3A
Exons: 6
Coding region: 426-2558 (710 amino acids)
Biological process (GO): post-translational protein modification
Cellular component (GO): membrane
Molecular function (GO): dolichyl-diphosphooligosaccharide-protein glycotransferase activity
Source: RefSeq, a predicted model, not a curated record